GACAACAGCUGUUUGAAAAUUUUUGCAAAAUAUAAGAAUGCAAGUAAUGAGUUCAUUUCGAUUCAAAUAAUCUGCCAAACAACAUGAGUUAUCCGCAUGGAAAUCGUGACCAUUCUUAUCAAAAUCGUGAUGAUCCGCCUGAUCUAAUUCAUGAUCCAUAUGGAACACCUUCGAUGUAUCGAAAUCCUGGAACGCAACCGAAUGUAUCUGAUCAACAACAUCAACAACAAUUCAUUCAACAAAGACCAUUUAGUCCUAAAAAUAAUCAAAUAGUUGCGAAAAAUUAUAAUGAUUUUCUCGAAAGACAAGGAAUACCUGCCAUAUCGCCUGAAGAUAUACGAAUUCUUCGCGAAUGUGGCCGUGAAAGUCUUAUUUAUCGAUCUUUUCCGAUCACGGCUGCUCUCUGUACAGCUCUUAUCUACACUGCACGUACAAGACAAAUACAGCCUCGAUUUUAUCAUUAUCUUGGAGCAGCUUUUUUCGGUUUUUUUGCUGGUAAACUGAGCUAUCGAUCGGUCUGUGAAGAUAAAUUGAUCAAAUCAAAUUCAAAUUCACCCUUCGUACAAUCAAUUCGAAAACGGAAAGGCUUGUUUUUUGAAGGAUAUUAUGAAAACGUGCCACAAGGAUUUGAUUCUUCCCAUCCAUCAUCAGCAUCACCAUCAUUUGGUAAACCAUAUGUUGAUGAUAGUGGAAGUCACACUGGUAUUCGAGAAUUCGAUGAUCAUCAUUCGUCAUCGUUCAAUCAAAAUAAAGAUUCAUAUAUACAUGAUCCAUUUGGUUCGGGUCAACCAUCAUUAGAUUUUCCAACAGAUAUUGGCGAUAAUAGAGGUAGCAUCAGUUAUGAUGAUUUGCGAACUCGUAAUCGAUCUGAAUUUAAAAAUGUCUGAGAAAAAAAAGAUAAUAUCUUAAUAGAAACGAUGGACGUAAAUCACGUUAUAGCAUAUCUUUGUCUAUGUCGUGUAGUUAAAUAAAUAAAAAUAAAGUAAUUGCUUGGA
Molecule: messenger RNA, 995 nt
Organism: Dermatophagoides farinae (American house dust mite)
Lineage: Eukaryota; Metazoa; Arthropoda; Arachnida; Sarcoptiformes; Pyroglyphidae
Gene: asrij
Product: OCIA domain-containing protein asrij
Cellular component (GO): endosome
Source: RefSeq, a predicted model, not a curated record